AAGCAGAGCCAGGAUCCCCCGACCCAGAGUCAGAUAUCUCAACACAGCGCCGAAAAGAGCUUUUCUAAGAGAACACAUCUGCAUCAGUCAUGAUCUUAUUCCUCAUGGUUUAAUAAUUUUUGACUCAUCUCGCUCAGACGUUUUCAUUCUGGAUGCGACUUUUUUUCUUCUCCUGUGUGAAAUCGAAACAGCUGUUUUUCAACUAAGCUUUUUUUUUUACUUUGUUAUUUCUCAUUCUGGUUGUUUGUCUGCGGUGACAAAGCGAAGUGAGGAUCCUGAGCAACAGCUGGGGAAUAUAUAUAAACUCCGCUAUAUGGAUAAAGAAUCGCUCCCAUCUCCAGCUGUACUCAGAGUUUGAUCUCAGGCGUUGCUCUCUGCCCAAAGACGAAGAUGAAAUCUGCUGAAGAGGAUGCAUAUGGCUACACGCCAAAUGUCAGUCUCUCCCUCCCACUGGGCAACCCUUGUCUUCCCUCCCAGUACCACAGCCUCCAGUCCAGCCCCACCAUAUCUGUCUCCGUCACCGAGCCUCACAGUUACGACACCCAGGAUGACAUGAGGGUGGCCGGCUACUAUUCAUCCUCAAGCGUCCGCCCAAACGGAGCGCCGACCCUGGAGAGCCCUCGUAUCGAGAUCACAGCUUACGGUCAGUUUCCUGAGGAUGAGGUGGAGGAGAGCAGCCUUCCUGUGGCCAAGCGAGUCAACUCCAUAGUGACACUCACCCUCCCCAGUGCAGAGGGUUACCGGGACCCCAGCUGCCUGAGUCCAGCCAGCAGCAUCUCAUCUCGCAGCUGCCACUCUGAUGCUUCCUCCUAUGAGUCAGGCUUCUCCUACAACUGCGACAACUCGCCCCAGAACUCCCCUUGGCAGUCUCCCUCUGUGUCCCCCAAGGGCUCCACCCUCACCCUGCCAGGUGAUGGCUGUGCCUCUGGUGGCUCCCCACGUCACUCCCCCUCCACCUCUCCCCGCACAAGUGUAACAGAUGACACCUGGAUUGGUCAGCGUGGCUCCAGGCCAAACUCUCCUUGUGGUGCAAAAAGGAAGUACAGCUUCAAUGGCAGCGGGGCGUCGCACAAGCACUACACCUACUCUCCCAACCACUCCCCAGGACCGUCCCCACAGACCUCCCCUCGCCUCAGUGUCACAGAGGAGACCUGGCUUCCAAACACCAACCAGUACACCAAUUCAGCCAUCCUGGCAGCCAUUAAUGCCUUGACCACAGACGGAGUGGCUGAUCUCGGGGAGGGAAUCCCCACGAAGGCCCGGAAAACCAGCCUGGAGCACAGCCCCACAGUCAGCCUGAAGGUGGAGCCAGGGGGUGAAGAGCUGAGUCCAGGGCAGCUCUGUGAGGACGAGCACCCCUCCAACCGCCUGUUGUUGAAGAAGGAAGGCUACUGUGGGGGGUUUCUGGAUGUGCCACAGCACCCAUAUUCUUGGUCCAAGCCAAAGCAAUAUGUGAGCCCGUCCCUGCCAGCUCUCGACUGGCAGCUGCCAUCCAGCUCGGGGCCGUACAGCCUGCAGAUUGAGGUGCAGCCCAAGUCCCACCACCGAGCCCACUACGAGACAGAGGGCAGCAGGGGAGCGGUAAAGGCCCUGGCAGGAGGACACCCAGUCAUUCAGCUCCACGGCUACAUGGAGAGCGAGCCUCUCACCCUGCAGCUGUUCAUUGGCACAGCUGACGACAGGCUGCUGAGGCCCCAUGCCUUCUACCAGGUCCACCGCAUCACUGGGAAGACGGUGUCCACCCCGAGCCACGAGGCUUUGCACAACAACACCAAGGUGUUGGAGAUCCCACUGCUGCCAGAGAACAACAUGCGGGCCAUAAUCGACUGCGCGGGGAUCUUGAAGCUGCGUAAUUCAGACAUUGAGCUGAGGAAGGGGGAGACAGACAUCGGGCGUAAGAACACACGUGUGCGGAUGGUUUUCAGAAUUCACAUCAACCAGGCCACAGGGAGGACGGUGUCCCUGCAAGUCGCAUCCAAUCCCAUUGAGUGCUCCCAGAGAUCGGCCCAGGAGCUGCCGCUGGUGGAUAAGCAGAGCUUGGAGACGUGUCCCGCCCCCGGAGGGGAGAGGAUGCUCCUCGAGGGACACAACUUCCAGCACGACUCCAAGGUGGUGUUCGUGGAAAAGGCUCAAGACGGUCACCACCUCUGGGAGACUGAGGCCAAGGUUGAGAGAGACGCCUCAAAGCCUAAUUCGCUCCUCGUUGAAAUUCCUCCAUAUCGGAACCAAAGACUCUCCACUCCGGUCCAUGUGAACUUCUACGUCUGCAACGGCAAGAGGAAAAGAAGCCAGUACCAGCGUUUCACCUUUGUCCCUGCCUGUGUUCCAACAAUAAAGACGGAGCCGCACGACGACUACGACGCUCCGCUGGUGUGCGCUCAGCACACUUCCACCCUGUCCUUGCACCCGAAGCCAUACUUCCCCCCACAGGUCAUGACCCCGAUGAUGACCUCUGACCUCAGGCCGUGUGUUGUUGGCGGGGCUUACCCUGUCAGCCAGCAGAGACUGACAGCCAAGCCUUCCUCGCUGCCUUCCUCUUCCUCUCCGAGCACCAGCCCCAAACUGCACGACCUGUCGCCACCACCUUUCUCCAAGUGCCUCCCUGCUGGCUCAGCAGUCCCACACCAGGGUCCCCAGUCACCGAUCCCUCACGUCUCCAUCAUACAGGAGACUCCCGGGCGCUACCAGUUGCCCAGCCUCUACCCUCCCAGCAGCUCCUCCUCCUCCCCGACUUCGCAGCCCUCCACCCCGACUGACGCUCCCUUCUCUCCAACCCACUGCAUGACACCAGCCCAGCCGGUCAGCGGCAGCACCAGCCCAGGUGCCCAGCAGCACGCCAAAGUGCCAGAAAGAGGGCGACCCUCCCUGCAGGAGGACGGCAGCCCCCCGACGCUGGCCGUCAGCAUCAAACAAGAACCACAGGAGCUGGACCAGAUGUACCUUGACGAUGUCAAUGAGAUCAUCAGGAACGACCUGUCAAGCAUCUCCGUCCACAGCCACGCAUAGUUUCCCGUUACCCACAAAACUGCAAACUGACACAGGAAGCAACAACAAAAAAAAAAAGAAAGGGAAACACCUAACAAAGUCGACUCUAUGCUUGGACUACAGCGUGCAAGAAACAGCAAAAGGAAAUGCAAGAACAAAUGUAAAUG
Messenger RNA from Toxotes jaculatrix (banded archerfish), 3152 nucleotides. It is a transcript of the gene nfatc1, whose product is annotated as nuclear factor of activated T cells 1. Gene Ontology annotation, biological process: calcineurin-NFAT signaling cascade; regulation of transcription by RNA polymerase II; cytokine production. The coding region runs from base 391 to 3006 and encodes 871 amino acids. The transcript is spliced from 10 exons. Gene Ontology annotation, cellular component: transcription regulator complex. NCBI's taxonomy places the organism in Eukaryota, Metazoa, Chordata, Actinopteri, Toxotidae. Gene Ontology annotation, molecular function: DNA-binding transcription factor activity, RNA polymerase II-specific; RNA polymerase II cis-regulatory region sequence-specific DNA binding; transcription factor binding. The record is from RefSeq and is a predicted model, not a curated record.